Molecule: messenger RNA, 2906 nt
Organism: Cherax quadricarinatus
Lineage: Eukaryota; Metazoa; Arthropoda; Malacostraca; Decapoda; Parastacidae
Source: RefSeq, a predicted model, not a curated record
UCUAGCACCUGAAUGGUAACUCCAGCAUCUGCGUGGUAACUCCUGUACCUGAGUGGGAACUCCAGUACCUGAGUGGUAACUUCAGCAUCUGAGUGGUAACACCAGCACCUGAGUAGUUUCUCCCUGAAGAUCGUUAGGUGCCAAUCAGAGAACCUCUCCAGUCGUCAGGGUGUUGUGAUGCUCCUCCGACGAAACUCUUGGAACCUGCUGCCGGCACUGCUGGGAGCCCUGGUUCUCUCCCUCACCACCAGCAGAGUGGGCAGCGAGAGAGAGAAACAUCGUGGGAGCCAGACGUACCCUAUCAUCAAGACGAACCUGCCCCACUUCUCUUACAGGUCAGGGGAGGUGCGUCAGAUCACACCCACCAGGAAUAUCUCAUCCUUGCUCGACAACUUGCUUAAAGGCUACGACCAGAAGUUACGACCGUCCUUUGGAGGUGAACCCACGACGGUGGAGAUUGAUAUAGAGGUGCGAAGCAUGGGUCAGAUAUCUGAGAUGGAUAUGACUUACUCCAUGGACUGUUACUUCCGGCAGUCGUGGGUGGAUGAGCGCCUGGCUCUCUCCCACCUGGAUGAGGCGUUCACUCUCUCCCUGGCUGUACUUGACAAGCUCUGGAUGCCUGACACCUUUAUUUACAACGGCAAGCAGAGCUAUGUCCACCUUAUUACCACACCCAACAAGUUCAUCCGACUCUAUCGUAAUGGAAGGAUACUUUACUCGUCCAGACUCACCAUCAACGCUAACUGUCCUAUGAACCUGAAUAACUUCCCCAUGGAUACUCAGCGCUGCCCUCUCAAACUCGGCUCCUCAGUCGCCUACACUACGAGAGACGUGAUGUACAGGUGGAACGAGGACCGUCGCAUCGUCAUAGCUCCCGAUCUCAUGCUCUCCCAGUUCGAUCUCAUCGCUACUCCAUCUGGCUUCGAGAACACUACCAGACGCGCAGGAGAGUUCUCCACCUUGCUGGCUAGCUUCUACCUACAGCGACAUAUGGGAAACUUCUUGAUCCAGGUGUACGGUCCGUGCAUGUUGCUGGUGGUGCUCUCCUGGGUGUCUUUCUGGCUCAACCGUGAGGCUACCUCGGACCGCAUCUCCCUAGGCAUCACCACCGUCCUGACGAUGACCUUCCUGGGACUGGAGGCUCGCAAGGACCUACCUAAGGUAUCCUACUCCACGGCCCUCGACCUCUUCGUCUGGCUCUCCUACGGAUUUAUCUUCGCCACCAUCAUCGAGUUCGCUUUCGUGCACAUCUUCACGAAGGUCGGGUCAGGCGAAGUGUACCUCACGGAGAGAGAAGACAAGGAAGAGGAGGAAGAAGAGGAAGCGAAGACCGUGGUAGCGUGCACGGUGUUGUCUCUGGGGUUGAGAGAAAGUAACCUGAUCAAAUCCGGACCGAACGGUGUGGGCAACCUGCCACGGGCUUCUCCUCUACCCUGGCGUCCAGCUCUGCCUCCAGGCAGCGCUGCAGGCAGCACCUCCAUACCUGGUCCACCGUGGAGCUCCCUCUCCAACCUGACGCAGCUCUGCAGGCGACGCAGCAGGCAACACCUCCGUCACUCCUGCUGCAGUCCCACUGACGCUGCUGUAGAGCAGCAACAGCAGCAGCAGGAGCAGCAGCAACAGCAGGAAGGAGGGACAAGCCGCCUCAAGGUAGAGCAAAUGAACUCCGUGUCCCACAUCGACGAGGUAUCCCGUGUGUUAUUCCCGGUAUCAUUCCUCUGCAUUAACUUGGUCUACUGGUACACUUAUCUAUCCUACACACGCUAAACACAGCACCAUCUCUGUAUACCUGUUCUUCUGCUAACAUUUUCUUUUAUCCUCUACAGUCUACACCCUACAACACACGUACACUCACAGUGCACUAGGCUAAUCGCGUUAUCUUCAGAACCAGGAAGAAUCAAGUCACAAUAUUUGACUUUGUUGGGUUAUUAUCAAUUAAAGCCGCACAAUUUACCAUUGUCGGAUGCCUAUAUCCAUUAUGUAAUUAUUUUAACCAUUGUUAAAAAACAAAAAGGCACAGUACCCCAAUAACCCGCACGAAAGAAACAGAAGCUUAAGACGGCAUUUCUGCCCGACUCGAACCAUUGACUAAUCAAUGGUUAUUCGUAUUUUAACCGCUAUUGAAAUUCAUAAUGUUUCUUGCUCAAUCUGUUCAACUGUAUGUCGAUUAUGUGGAUAAGAAUAUAACAACACAAGACUGCAAGAACUCUCUUACACGCUUAACUUGUUGUGGACACCCUGGACGAGGAUCAAGCUGCAAGCUUGUUAUGCACACGCUAAAGACCGAUCGAUGUCUACCUCUCAUAUCCGUCUGCUACUUUGUCUACUUCUACUCUUCCAAUAAACUGUAGACCCAGUGUAGACAGUGGGUCUACAAAACUACGACAAAGAGGAUUCACGUGUAAAGCUACGAUUUUCUCUCUGAUUUAUGGAAUUUUAAUAUAAGAAUAUUAUUAUUUUUAGUAAAAAAUAUUCCCCAUAUAUCAUUCAGUAGUCAGUGUAGUAAGUUAUUAUUACCGAUAACUUGAUAUCAUUUCCUGUAUGUGGAUGUUAGUGUUUGGUAAUGGUGUGUUUGUAGGCAGCUAUAAUGCCUAAAAUACUAGAAAUAUUUCGCAUUCUUGGCGCCGUGGCUUCAUACAGUGGCACCAUACAGUGGCACCAUGUCGUGGCACCACAGAGUGGCACCGUGUAGUGGCACAAUACAGUGGCACAAUACAGUGGCACCAUACAAUGGCACAAUACGGUGGCACAAUACAGUGGCACCAUACAAUGGCACAAUGCAGUGGCACAAUACAGUGGCACCAUACAAUGGCACCCACCUCCAGGUCUGCUCGGUUAUUCAGUUCUUUUAACAAAGUCAACAGUAUCAAUUUGUUACAAUCAUUAGCAAUUUAUAUAUAUAUAUA